This is a messenger RNA of Debaryomyces fabryi, 648 nucleotides long. RefSeq lists its product as uncharacterized. Gene Ontology annotation, cellular component: cytosol; nucleus. The record is from RefSeq and is a predicted model, not a curated record. Gene Ontology annotation, biological process: protein import into nucleus. The transcript has a single exon. NCBI's taxonomy places the organism in Eukaryota, Fungi, Ascomycota, Pichiomycetes, Serinales, Debaryomycetaceae. Gene Ontology annotation, molecular function: nuclear import signal receptor activity. The coding region runs from base 1 to 648 and encodes 215 amino acids.
AUGUUCGGAGCAGUUUGUUCAGGAAGGCCAAUACAAUUGGCUAAUCAAGUUGAGCCCACAAAAUACGUUAUCACAGUGCCAAAUGCAUCAAAUAUAGCCCAUAUUGCAAUAUUCCUUCUACCUCAAACAGAAUUCACCGACACCAAUUUCACGGCGUUGGUGUAUUUCCAAUUGCCAAAUUCCCAGGAGUUCAAGCUAUUAGGGGGAUUGAACCCAGCCAAGCCAUCAGCUAUAUAUAAACUUAAUAAUGGCAGCAAAACAUCCGAAUCAAGCACCCAAUUGGAUGAUGUCGAGAUGAGCGUCGAUGCUAGUGGUGAUGCUACCACCGAUGCCACUAUAAAUAUAGGUAUUUCCAUUGAGCCAACUCCCCAGGCCGAAGCACUCUUGUUGCAGGAACGCCAGAAACAGGCGGGGGCUUCGCAAUCUCUCGUUCCUGCUAAUAUGGCUAGUGCACCCUCUGCAUUGAAGAACCCUAAUGACAUCGCAUCCUUGGCUAACAAAAUUGUCACCCACGCAUACAAUUUCUUGGGCAGUUUCAUUGAUGAUUCGGGUAAGGUUCCAAUGAAGGCCUUCAACAGCUGGUGGGACAAAUUCAGGGCCAAGCUAGCCAACAAUCCUGGCUUCUUAGACGAGUUACUGGAAAAUUAA